Messenger RNA from Suillus fuscotomentosus, 1056 nucleotides. RefSeq lists its product as uncharacterized. The record is from RefSeq and is a predicted model, not a curated record. NCBI's taxonomy places the organism in Eukaryota, Fungi, Basidiomycota, Agaricomycetes, Boletales, Suillaceae. Gene Ontology annotation, molecular function: ATP binding; protein serine/threonine kinase activity. The coding region runs from base 1 to 1056 and encodes 351 amino acids. The transcript has 3 exons. Gene Ontology annotation, biological process: peptidyl-serine phosphorylation; peptidyl-threonine phosphorylation.
AUGAAUACCCUUUCACACCACUUUUUUCUGUCAAGAAUUUCUCCUACGCGUAGCGCCCGUGCAGCAUCUCUGACACCAUCCACACAAACUCCCUCAGAGGUCACUCGUAUUCAGAAGCCGGUACAACCUAUGGCUUCUCCGCAACCUGAUCCAGAACGUGAUCUCGAGAUCGAUACAGCUGCUGCAGAGGCAGCCGCUCGAGCCGCUCGCCGCGCCAGGCGUCAAGCCCUUUUAGCCAAGGACUCCGGGUUAGCUAGUGCCAAUAAGAGCGUCAGCCCCAGCCCUGGGCCUAGUAGUGCGGUUCAACCGCAACCUGUUGCAUCUGUGUCUGAUACACUUCAGCCCCACAGUGCUGUUGAUACUUCCGCAAGUUCAGCAGCCGACACCUCUAAAGUGAGGCAUGAUUCAAUGAGUGAGGUUCUCUCCAAAAAAUAUCUCGCGUGGAUUAAUAUAUUGUAUCAUGCAGGCAAACGAGAUUCACCAUCUCCACAACCAGACGAUAGUAUCUUUGAACUUGCUAAGGACGAGGACGAUGAAGAUGUUCGUGCGAAGAUGCAAGAUGGUGCACCAGAUCAGAUAUCUGCUGCCGACUAUGACCCCAGCCUAGAUCGCCGAGAGGACGAACAAAGGCGAGUACUCAAAGACGAACCCAUGGAUGUAGAAACUAUCGAGGAAGAGGAGGAAGAUGAAGAAGAGGACGAUGUCGAUGACAUGUUCACAGCAGCUAUAACCGAGAAGAAGCGAAAGAAAGUCAAGAAAGUUGUUAAGAAAGCAGCACCCACCCUUAUCACAACGACGUUAGACUCCGCCUCAGACCAUGAGAGUCAUUACCAAGUUAUCCUUGGUGAGCAACUUGAUGGUGGUCGGUACCAGGUCUUCUCUUCUCUUGGAAAGGGAAUAUCUUCCAAUGUUGUCCGGGCACGCGUUCUUCAAGAUGCAGAAACCGGUAAAGAGGUGGCUAUCAAAAUCAUCAGGAGUCAGGAAUCUAUGCAUCGUGCUGAUCUGAAGGAAGUGCAGAUAUUGAACAAGUUAAAACAGGCUGACCCAGAAGACUAG